This is a messenger RNA of Acaulospora morrowiae, 341 nucleotides long. The record is from the annotation of a GenBank genome assembly. NCBI's taxonomy places the organism in Eukaryota, Fungi, Glomeromycota, Glomeromycetes, Diversisporales, Acaulosporaceae.
AAUCUCUGAUAAUGACACUCACCACCGAAAACUGUCACGUUAUUGCCGACUUAUGCAUUGUUCCCGUUGGCAAAGAUGUCAGCACUUCGAAGUACAUCAUCGAAGUUCAAAAUGUUUUACAAGAAACUGGGCUGAAAACCAAUUUGCACGCUUGUGGCACCAACAUUGAGGGUAAAUUUGACCAAAUUAUGUCGGCUAUUCAAAAAUGUAUCAACAAGGUCCAUGAACUCGGAGUUGCUCGUAUCGAUACAACAAUCCGCCUCCAGACGCGCACUGAUAAAUCUAUGACGAUUAAAGACAGCAUCAACGCAGUGAAUGAAGUCGUCCCUUCUAAACAGUAG